This is a messenger RNA of Letharia columbiana, 729 nucleotides long. RefSeq lists its product as uncharacterized. The record is from RefSeq and is a predicted model, not a curated record. The transcript is spliced from 3 exons. The coding region runs from base 1 to 729 and encodes 242 amino acids. Lineage: Eukaryota; Fungi; Ascomycota; Lecanoromycetes; Lecanorales; Parmeliaceae.
AUGGGGAUGCCUGGGACGGAGGUCACCGAGUCCAUCUCUAACAUCAAACUCAGUGAAGCCCAGAGAGAGGCUGAACAGACGCCCUCAGAGCCCAUCCGACCCCUUCAACCCUGUGGAAAGUACGAUGUUGAUGAGAGCGUGAGAGCCUGCGAGUUGGAUUGUCAAGUUGUUACGAUGGGUGCCCCGGGGAAGCAUAUGUGCGAAGGCGAAUCUGAAUCUCUGAAAACGAUUCACACUGUUUCUGCUCGCUUCGUGCCAGAACCCUAUGCUUGGGGAAAAUAUGCGCAAGAGGAUCCUGAAGCCUAUCUUCCCCUUGCAGAAUUUCGUGAUGUUGAUCGGAGAAGGGGGGAUGCAUUUGUGUUCGAUGCCUGCUCUUUCCAUGGUCACAACGAGUACGCCACCGGCAAUUGGAGGGCACCUCGGCACUGUCUUAGCAAACAGACAUACAUAAGGCAAUACAAAUCCCGGCUUCCAGUGUCACCACCCAAAGAUGACUGGGAUGCCCGCAAUAUCCUCUCCUCGCUGACGUUCAAUAUCGCCAAUACUAUCUUCAUACCCGGGUCAUGCCAACGACAGGUGGUCUAUGAUGAGAUGACGGCGUUGUGUAAGAUGUUUUGCGCCAAUGACCUCAAACGAGACUUGAAAAGUGUUGGAAGAACGGAGUUUGAGAACGAGCAGGCGGCGGCAGGCACGGAUGCUGAUGAAGAGGAUGAGGAAGAGGAGGAAUGA